AGAGGCCUGUGGCAUGGAAGGAUAUAAACGCAGGUCCUCUCUGCUUGAUUAGAAGCUCUCUUUGAAUAAUUUUAAUUAUAUAUAUAUAUAUUUUUUUUUGAAGUAAUUCUGCAUGCAUUUCUGCAUUUGAAAUUGAAACUAUUUUUCAUUUUCUUCGUCCGGUUGAUGGCUCAAUUACUGAAUUCACACGACGGAGUGCUGUCAUUAAACAAACUGAGUUUCUGCUACAACAUUUUAAGCAGUAGUGCAAAAUCGAAGUUGCUUCAGCAGAAAAAAUCGUGUUCCUAUACUAGAAACAACAUCGUAUUUCGCAAUCAACGUUGCGCGCAAUCCUUUUUUCCAGGUGUUUUGAAGGUAGACGAUUCUGUUAAAAGCACACCUGAAUCCGAGGCAAAUGUUUUGGAUGGAGUAAAAUUGGACACCUUUCCGCACAUACAAACUCUUAGAAGAUUUCCUAGGGAGGAACUUGCUGCAAAAGUUGUUCUUGUGAGGUUUGAUUCUAGUGUCUUGCUUGGAGAAGAACUAGAUCCGAGCUCUCGAUCAGUUUCAGAUGCACUUUUCACCAUUAGGUAUUUGCAUGAAGUUGGGGCUAGAGUAAUUCUUUUGAGUGACUGGAGAAGAAAAUAUAAUUCAGAAAUUCUGUCUGUGGAAUCUGUUGCAGGUAUCCUGUCUUUAGCUCUCCAAUACAAAGUUGUUAGUGUACAGAGCAUUUCUUGUAAGAAACCAUUGGACAUGGACAUCUUUCAGAAAGAAGAUAUUAUUCUUCUUCAGAACCUAAUGGAGUUCAAAGAGGAAGUUGCCAACUGUCCAAAGUUUUCUGAAUUAUUAUCAUCAGGAGUUGAUAUUUUUGUUAAUGACUCGUUUUCCCAGUCUCAUAAAAUUCUUGCAUCAACUGUUGGUGUUGCUCGGUUCUGCUACACCAGUUUGGCUGGUUUUCACUUUGAAGAAAGCCUAUGUCAACUGAAUAAGGCUGCAAAACUUGACAAGAAACCAUAUUUUGCAAUUAUUGGAGGGGGCAAUCUCUAUAAGAAAGCAACUGCUUUGCAUUUUUUAGCUUCUAGUUGUGAUGGGUUGGUCUUUGUUGGAAUGAUGGCAUUUCAGAUAAUGCAUGCUUUAGGGCUGCCCGUUACUUCGAAUUUGGUGGAAAAAGGGGCAUAUAAAGCAGCGUUAGAUCUCAUCCAGUUUGCACGUGAUAAAAACAUAACUAUUCUGUAUCCAAAAGACAUUUGGUGCAUGAAUAAUCACCUUCCAAAGCAAUUGGAAAUAUUUCCUGCCCAGAGUAUUGUAGAUGGUUGGGUACCUGUUGAUCUUGGGCCACAGUCAGUGGAAGAGAUAAACUCUUUGAUUAUGAAAUGCAAGAAAAUUUUAUGGAUCGGUCCGGUGAAGUUCAAGUUUUCUAAUCAAUACACAAGUGGAGCAUCUAAUUUGGUUAAAAUGCUUUCUAAACUAGGUCAAAAUGACUGUGACAUUACUGUUGUUGAGAAUAUGGCAUGUAAGUCAAUCACGAAAGAAUCAAGUUCAGGUUUAAACAUGGUUGAGAAUGCUUCAGUUGUAUGGGAGUUUCUGAAAGGAAGAACGCUUCAUGGAGUCAUGGCCUUAGACAGGGGACACCCAUGUGAGGUUGACUGGAAUGCUGCAUACUGCAAUCCUACCCAAUCAUUGGUGGUUGAUAUUGGAAGUGGGAAUGGACUGUUUCUUCUUGGAAUGGCUAGAAAGAGGAAGGAUUUAAAUUUUCUUGGCUUGGACAUUAAUGCAAAGCUCAUAAGACGUUGUCUAGAUUCUGUUCAUCUAUCAGGCAUAAACAAUGGGUACUUCAUUGCAACAAAUGCUACAUCAACAUUUCGUUCAAUAGUUUCUAGUUACCCAGGAAAGUUGAUUCUUGUUUCAAUACAGUGUCCAAACCCUGAUUUCAACAGACCAGAACAUAGAUGGAGAAUGCUGCAAAGGUCAUUAGUUGAAGCAGUGGCAGAUCUCCUUGGAUAUGAGGGGAAGGUGUUUCUGCAAUCUGACAUAGAAGAAGUUGCUGUGAGGAUGAAAGAACAAUUUUUAAGAUAUGGCAAAGGUAAACUUGCCCUUUUGCAAGACCACUGUGAUACAAAAUUUAAUCAAGCAACAUGGCUUGAGGAGAAUCCAUUUGGAGUUCGAUCAGAUUGGGAGCAACAUGUUAUAGAUCGUGGAGCCCCAAUGUACAGAUUAAUGCUUUCUAAAUCAUCCAGUGUUCAAUGAAGUUAUUGAGUGAAUACUAGUUAAUAUCAUAUACCAACAAAACCAGAUGAGCUAAUCUGUGCUUCUUUAAGAUUAUUUGCUGAGCAAUUCAAUGUCAGUAGGACGAAGUCCAAAAGAUGCAGCCUUUCUUGGAG
Pistacia vera is the source of this 2360-nucleotide messenger RNA. Its product is annotated as phosphoglycerate kinase-like. Gene Ontology annotation, cellular component: cytosol. Gene Ontology annotation, molecular function: phosphoglycerate kinase activity; tRNA (guanine(46)-N7)-methyltransferase activity; ATP binding. The record is from RefSeq and is a predicted model, not a curated record. Gene Ontology annotation, biological process: glycolytic process; tRNA modification; gluconeogenesis. NCBI's taxonomy places the organism in Eukaryota, Viridiplantae, Streptophyta, Magnoliopsida, Sapindales, Anacardiaceae. Bases 166 to 2226 code for a protein of 686 amino acids. The transcript is spliced from 13 exons.